Molecule: messenger RNA, 2644 nt
Organism: Anopheles aquasalis
Lineage: Eukaryota; Metazoa; Arthropoda; Insecta; Diptera; Culicidae
Source: RefSeq, a predicted model, not a curated record
UAACCCUCUCUAUGAACAACUGCGGACGGCGAGUGGAAUGCAAGUUUACCAAAGAUGGAGUGCGCUGUCCAGCAGUGACCAGACGGUCAACGUGCUGCAGCUUCUGGUCGACAUGACCGGUUUCCAGUACGUGCUCCAUGAAGAAGAUGUCGAUCUCCUACGCCAGAAUGCACGUAACUUUGAAGAAGAACGAAUUAUAAAUGCGCCUUUCGAGGCGUAUGAGUUUCUAAAACACCCGAAACAUCUCGCCAACCUCGACGAGUUUUGCCGUAACCUCAUCGUGCGUCCCUGCAACGAGCUGCUUGCCAACAAUGAGUGCAUUAACUCGAUGAUCACCCUGACGCUCGCCUUCUGCGCCAGCAAGCAGGACGAGUGCGUAAUGGUCGGAACGUUCUUCGGUAGCAUCCAGCUGGAGUAUCUCUGCGCAGCACAACGCACACUUUUAGGCGACUUGGAGCGAGCUAUCGCUAUACGCGACGGUGAACGGCAGCAGCUAUUGCAGCGCAAGCAACGGUACAUAGACGAUAUUUGCAUCUCGCUGUUCCGGUACUGCCGGGCCGGAUUAAGCUUCGAGCAGCUCUGUGUACCACUGACAGAGCGGUUCUGUCGUCUACUCAUCACUUUUUCCGACCGAAUCGUGUUGCACUACAACGAGUUACAGAUUCUGGCCGAUAUUAUGAAGGUGAAAUGCAAAAAGGCCCUGCUGAUCGUGCUGCGCUGUCUCAAGGAUCUGUUAGACAACGAACCGGCGGAUGAGAGGCUGCAAAAUCGCGUCGCUCUUUUCAUACUUUGCGAGGCGGACCUGCUUGUUCGUGUGAUGUAUGCUUACAAGCAGCUGGAACUGUCUGUUCUUAAUCUGCUGCUAAAAGCACACCGACAAAUUGGCACUCAAGUAUUCUCCGAAGAUGUGGCAACAAAGAUUGCGUUCAGGAUUUUCACUGCCUCUCAAGAGCCGGUGGUCAAUACAUCGAUCGACCUGCUCACACGGUACUACACUGCCAUCACACCGGCGGAUGAGCUGGAGUGUAAGAUGCUUGUGGAUUUGCUGCAAGUGUUCCAAGCGCAUGAGCUACCACUCGCCACACUGGAUCGGGUAGUCGAGAAGCUGUGGAUCAAAGGGUUCUUCAAGCGUUUCGAAGCUAUCUUCCAGUUGCUGAUGAGCUUGGAUAUCUCGGUCGACACGUUCCUCGCCAAGUGCGUUGUGCAUACGAUCGCACACUGCCACGAGAUGCUGGUCGACGAUAUCAAGGAAAAGAUAUCUCCUGACCCACACCGAGUCACACUGGGGACUCGUUGGGGCCGCAUUCGGGAACGCAUCCUGAGCUUCGUCGCUGUCUAUCCAAAGACCUUGCGCGACAUCUCGGUUCAUCCGGAACACUUUGUGUUGCUCCUGAAUCCGCUGCAACCAGAGUACAAUGAAUAUUAUGGCAUGUGUGGAGUAAAUUGUGAGGCGUAUUGUGUGGAAGUAUUUUACAAAACGCUUCUACCGAUUGCCCUCGACUGUGGUUCGUUCUCCGUACUGUAUCACACUCUUGCCACAAUCUAUCGCUACGAUCGGAUCAUGCACAUCUCGGAAGAGAUCUGGCAGAAGUUGACGAAUGAAUACGCCGACAAUUUCUUCUGUGUGCGCAGCCACCUGAGACGUUACAACCUGGGGAUCGACAGACGUCUCAUGAACAGCUACGAUGCCGCCAUUACUCGCUUGUGCGUGCUGAUUGAAAUUAACAGUUUUUCGCGCGAUAUCGACACGCUGGUCGAAUACCUGGCCAACGAUCUUCGGUUGCUCGAGCGAAUGGAACUGAGCAUCGAAGGGGAGAUGAUCUUCUUCCGGCUCUACAAAAACACACUCUAUGUCCUCGUGAAUCGUUGGCUAGAGAAUCCUGCCGAGUUCCCUGCGGCUAUGACGGAACGAGUCAUAGGACGUCGCGUAGGGGUCCUGAUGACGGAACUGGUUUCGCGGCUUCAAACGACGAUCGACCUGGAGUUCAGUGGAGCGAUGCAUUUGAUCGUUGCCUUUUGUGAUCUGAUGAUCCUGCUGCAGCCUUCCUCACAGAUCCAUCAGAUGACCGAGACAGGCAACAUCGUGUUUCAGGUUGAAGAGACACUAUUAGAAACACUGGGGAGCGCUGUUGAAUGGCACGUUUUCAAUAAUACUGAUCCCGAUACAUUAAAAACACUGCUUUCGCAGAGGAAACAUCUGCUUGGCAAGUACAUUGCAAUGUACCGAUUGCACGGAAGCUUACCACAUUCAAUGGGUCCCAGCCACGUUGUGUUGCACUAUGGUCGAGAAAACGAAUUUGAAAUGGAGCUGGAGCAACUGCUGCUCAUCACAUUCCGUGCAGCAGUCAACAAUCGCUUUAACGAUAUCAUAAGCCAUGCUUUCCUUAGCUGUUUUCUCACCCGGGGUAACAUAAUGAAAGGAAAGGUUUUCAUAGACAAGAUUCACGAAUAUCAGCUCAAAUGCUUGCCCGACGAGAAUUCCAGCGCGUAUUCAUUUGGAAUUCUACGUUCCAUAGCCCAACUUUUGCUGGAACAGAAUGAUACGCACAACGGUGGAAAUAAAAACUCCAUCUUUCCUAAGGUUUUGAAAGCCAUCAAACCGUGGACGCUAAAACUGCCUACAGGAACUCGUAAAGAACUGUAA